Molecule: messenger RNA, 7131 nt
Organism: Phyllostomus discolor (pale spear-nosed bat)
Lineage: Eukaryota; Metazoa; Chordata; Mammalia; Chiroptera; Phyllostomidae
Gene: NUP210
Product: nucleoporin 210
Exons: 40
Coding region: 196-5868 (1890 amino acids)
Cellular component (GO): nuclear pore
Source: RefSeq, a predicted model, not a curated record
CGCCGGGAGCUCAGCUCCCUGCGUUCCCGCGCUCGGGCCCCAUCAAGGCCCAGGAAGUAGCCCGAGGCCUCGGCCCUCGCCCCGCCCCUCUCGCUCCCGCGCUCUUCACCUGCUGGCCGAGCGCUUGGGCGGGGACCGUGGACGCGAGGGGGAGCAAGCGGGCUACUGGGUCGCCGGAGGUGAAGCGGGGCGAGGAUGGCGGCGCUUGCACAGGGGCUGCCGCAGCUGCUGCUCGCGCUCUCCAUGCUGCUGACUCUGGGCCCCAUCGCCGCGGCGGCGGCCAAGCUCAACAUCCCCAAAGUUCUGCUGCCCUUCACGCGGGCCACACGCGUGAACUUCACGCUGGAGGCCUCGGAGGGCUGCUACCGCUGGUCAUCGAGCCGGCCAGAGGUGGCCAGCAUAGAGCCCCUGGAUCUGGACGAGCAGCAGUGUUCCCAGAAGGCAGUGGUGCAGGCUCGUCUGUCCCAGCCCGCCCGCCUGACAAGCAUCAUCUUUGCAGAGGACAUCACCACAGGACAGGUUCUGCGCUGUGAUGCCAUUGUUGACCUCAUCCAUGGCAUUCAGAUCGUCUCCACGACCCGCGAACUCUACCUGGAGGACUCUCCCCUGGAACUGAAGAUCCAGGCUUUGGACUCUGAAGGGAACACAUUCAGCACCCUGGCUGGACUGGUCUUUGACUGGACAAUCAUGAAGGACACGGAAGCCAGCCGGUUUUCAGACUCCCACAAUGCAUUGCGAAUCCUCCCAUUCUCGGAGUCUACGUACAUACCUCCUUCCUACAUAUUGGAGAUGGAGAAGGCGUCCAAGCAGGGGGACACCAUCCUGGUGUCAGGGAUGAAGACUGGGAGCUCUAAGCUCAAGGCGCGCAUCCAGGAGGCUGUGUACAAGAAUGUCCACCCUGCAGAGGUCAGGCUGCUGAUUUUGGAGAACAUCCUUCUGAACCCAGCUUAUGAUGUUUACCUGAUGGUGGGAACCUCCAUUCGCUACAAAGUGCAGAAGAUCAGGCAAGGAAAGAUUACAGAACUCUCAAUGCCUUCAGAUCAGUACCAGCUGCAGCUUCAGAACAACAUCCAGGGCCCCGCUGGAGACCCAAGCCGGCCUGUGGCUGUCUUGGCUCAGGACACAUCAACGGUCACCGCUGUGCAGCUGGGACAGAGCAACCUGGUCCUCGGACAUAGGAGUAUUCUUAUGCAGGGUGCUUCCAGGUUACCUAAUAGCACGGUCUAUGUGGUGGAACCCGGAUACCUGGGGUUCACAGUACACCCUGGUGACAGGUGGGUGCUUGAGACUGGACGCCUAUAUGAAAUUACCAUUGAAGUGCUCGACAAAUCUGGGAACAAGGUCUACCCAUCAGAUAACAUCCGCAUUGAAACGGUGCUUCCCUCUGAGUUCUUCGAGGUGCUCUCUUCUUCCCAGAACGGGUCGUUCCAUCAUGUCAAGGCAAUAAAGAGAGGCCAAACAACUAUCGAGGCAGCCCUCACUUCCGUGGUGGACCAGGAUGGAGGGGUCCACAUGUUACAAGUGCCUGUGUGGAACCAGCAAGAGGUGGAAAUUCACAUUCCCAUCACCCUCUAUCCCAGCAUCUUGACGUUUCCAUGGCAACCAAAGACAGGUGCCUAUCAGUACAUGAUCAAGGCCCAUGGUGGGAGUGGGAACUUCAGCUGGACUUCGUCAAACCACAUGGUUGCAACAGUCACCGUCAAGGGUGUGAUGACCACAGGCAGUGACACAGGAUUCAGUGUGAUCCAGGCGCAUGAUGUUCAGAACCCACUGCAUUUUGGGGAGAUGAAGGUGUAUGUGAUCGAGCCCAGGGGCAUGGAGUUUGCCCCAUGCCAGGUGGAGGCACGAGUGGGCCAGACCCUGGAGCUGCCCCUAAGGAUAAACGGCCUAAUGCCCGGUGGGGCCAACGAGGUGGUUACUCUUAGCGACUGCUCCCACUUCUACUUGGAGGUUGAGGUGGAGAACCAGGGUGUGUUCCAGCUGCUUCCAGGGAGGCUACAGCCAGGGUCUGAGCACUGCAGUGGUGUCAGGGUGAGAGCCGAGGCCCAGGGGUACACCGCGCUCCUCGUGAGCUACAAACAUGGCCACGUCCACCUGAGUGCCCAGAUCACCAUUGCUGCCUACCUGCCCCUCAAGGCUGUGGACCCCUCCUCUGUUGCCUUGGUGACCCUCGGCUCCUCAAAAGAGAUGCUAUUGGAAGGAGGUCCCAGGCCCUGGGUCCUCGAGCCAUCCAAGUUCUUUCGAAACGUCACCUCUGAGGACACACACAGCAUCAGCCUGGCUCUCUUUGGGCCCCCUGCCUCCCGUAAUUAUCAGCAACACUGGAUCCUUGUGACCUGCCAAGCCUUGGGUGAACAGGUCAUUGCCCUCUCGGUGGGGAACAAGCCCAGCAUCACCAACCCCUUUCCUGCGCUGGAGCCUGCCGUGGUGAAAUUCGUGUGUGCCUCACCCUCCAGGAUCACCCUGAUGCCUGUCUACGCCAGCCCCCAGCUGGGACUGUCGUGUCCACUGCUGCAGCAGAACAAACAAGUGGUCCCAGUCUCCAGCCACCGCAACCCCCUCCUGGACCUGGUUGCCUAUGACCAGCAGGGCCGCAGAUUCAACAACUUCAGCUCUCUGAGCAUCCAGUGGGAAUCUACGAGGCCAUUGCUGGCCAGCAUUGAGCUUGAUCUGCCCAUGCAGCUGGUGUCCCAAGAUGAUGGGAGUGGCCAGAAGAAGUUGCACGGUUUGCAGGCCAUUUCAGUUCACAAGGCAUCCGGAACCACAGCCAUCUCUGCCACUGUGACUGGCUAUCAGCAGUCCCACCUCCGUGCAGCCAAUGUGAAGCAGCCGCACGACCCUCUUGUGCCUGUGUCGGCCUCCAUAGAACUCAUCCUGGUGGAGGAUGUGAGGGUGAGUCCGGAAGAGAUAACCAUCUACAACUACCCUGGAAUACAGGCAGAGCUGCACAUCAGAGAAGGCUCCGGCUACUUCUUCCUCAACACCAGCACCGCAGAUGUUGUCAAAGUGGCCUACCAGGAAGCCAAGGGCAGUGCCAUGGUCCACCCUUUACUCCCAGGCACGUCAACCAUCAUGAUCCACGAUUUGUGCCUCGCCUUCCCAGCCCCAGCAAAGGCUGUCGUUUAUGUCUCAGACAUUCAGGAGCUGUACGUCCGAGUGGUAGACAAGGUGGAGAUUGGGAAGACAGUCAAGGCAUAUGUCCGUGUGCUGGACUCUCACAAGAAACCUUUCCUGGCCAAGUACUUUGCCUUCAUGGACCUGAAGCUCCAAGCAGCCUCCCAGAUUGUCACAUUGGUCUCCCUUGACGAGGCCCUUGACAACUAUACUGCCACAUUCCACAUCCAUGGUGUGGCCAUCGGCCAGACCAGUCUCACUGCAGUUGUGACCAAUAAAGCUGGACAGAGAAUCAACUCGGCCCCACAACAGAUUGAGGUCUUCCCACCAUUUAGGCUAAUACCCAGGAAGGUGACGCUGAUUAUUGGGGCCAUGAUACAGAUCACCUCUGAGGGAGGCCCCCAGCCUCAGUCCAACAUCCUCUUCUCCAUCAGCAAUGAGAGCGUGGCAGUGGUGAACUCUGCUGGGCUGGUUCGGGGGCUUGCCAUUGGCAACAGCACCGUCUCAGGGGUUGUCCAGGCCGUGGAUGCUGAGACCGGCAAGCUCGUCAUUGUGUCUCAGGAUCUCGUGGAGGUGGAGGUGCUGCUUCUUCAGGCCGUGAGGAUCCGAGCCCCCAUCACGCGGAUGAGGACAGGGACCCAGAUGCCCGUGUACAUCACUGGAAUCACCAACAACCAGAACCCUUUCUCCUUUGGUAAUGCUGUGCCAGGCUUGACCUUCCACUGGUCAGUCACCAAGCGGGAUAUCCUGGACAUCCGGGGGCGGCACCACGAGGCGUCGCUUCGGCUCCCGUCACAGUACAACUUUGCCAUGACCGUGCAUGGUCGGGUAAAAGGCCGGACCGGGCUGAGGGUGGUAGUCAAGGCUCUGGACCCCAAAGCUGGGCAGCUGCAUGGCCUCGCCGAAGAACUCUCUGAUGAGAUCCAAAUCCAGGUGUUUGAGAAGCUGCUGCUGCUGAACCCUGAAAUAGAAGCAGAACAGAUAUUAAUGUCACCCAACUCGUUUAUAAAACUUCAGACAAACAGGGAUGGCACAGCAUCUCUGAGCUACCGCAUCCUGAACGGGCCCGAGAAAGUUCCCAUAGUACACAUUAAUGAGAAAGGCUUUCUGGUGUCGGGGUCCACAGUUGGGACUGCUACAAUUGAAGUGACUGCCCAAGAGCCUUUUGGGGCCAACCAAAGUAUCAUCGUCGCAGUAAAGGUGUCUCCUGUGUCUUACCUGAGGAUCUCCAUGAGCCCUACUCUGCACACCCAGAACAAGGAGGCUCUGAUGGCCCUCCCUUUGGGAAUGACUGUGACCUUCACUGUCCACUUCCAUGACAACUCUGGAGACAUCUUCCAUGCUCACAAUUCAGUCCUCAACUUUGCAACAAACAGAGAUGAGUUUGUGCAAAUCGGGAAGGGCACAACCAACAACACUUGCGUCAUCCGCACCAUCAGCGUGGGCCUGACACUGCUCAGCGUGUGGGACACAGAACACGUGGGCCUUUUUGACUUCGUCCCAUUGCCCGUACUACACACCAUCUCUCCGGAGCUGUCUGGCACAGUGGUAGUGGGGGACGUCCUCUGUCUGGCCUCUGUCCUGGUCAGCCUGGAAGGUCUCUCUGGAACCUGGAGCUCCUCAGCCAACAACAUCCUUCAGGUAGACCCCAAGACGGGAGUGGCUGUGGCCCGGGAUGCUGGAUCUGUGACAGUUUACUAUGAGGUCACUGGGCAUCUGAGGACCUACAAGGAGAUACUGAUUGGAGUCCCUCAAAGGAUCAUAGCUCGUCACAUCCACCCUGUCCAGACCAACUUCCAGGAUGUUACAACUUCCAAAGUGAUGAUCACCAUGGGAGACAGAAGCUCUAAUCUGAGAGGUGAGUGCUCCCUAGCUCAGCUGGAAGUUAUCAAGACCCUGCAUCCAGAAUCCCUCAUCAGCUGCCAGGUCCAGUUCAAGCAAAAUGUCUUUGAUUUCCCAGCACAUGACGUGUUCAGUGCAGAACCAGCGUUUGAUGCUGUACUAGGUCAGUACCUCUGCUCAGUCAUGAUGCACAGACUGACGGACAAGCAGCUGAAGCACCUCAGCAUGAAGAAGACAGUGCUGCUGGUCACUGCCUCCCUCCUGGGCAGCCACUUCUCUGGAGAACAGGUUGGGGCCGAGGUGCCCUUCAGCCCAGGACUGUACACCGACCAGGCUGAAAUCCUUCUGAGCAACCAUUACACCAGUUCUGAGGUCAAAGUCUUUGGCGCCGUGGAGAUUCUGGAGAACCUGGAGGUGAAAUCAAGAUCCCCAGCUGUGCUGGCCUUUGAGAAGGAAAAGUCUCUGGGGCUGCCCAGCUUUGUCACAUACACAGUCAGCCUCUCAGACCCUGCAGCUGGCAGCCAGGGGCCUCUGUCUACCGCUCUGACCUUCUCCAGCCCUUUGACUAGCCAAGCCAUCACCAUCCCAGUAACUGUGGCCUUUGUGAUGGAUCGCCGAGGGCCUGGUCCUUAUGGAGCCAGCCUCUUCCAGCACUUCCUGGAUUCCUAUCAAGUCAUGUUCUUCACACUUUUUGCCCUGCUGGCUGGGACUGCUGUCAUGAUCAUAGCUUACCACAUGGUCUGUGCCCCACGAGAGCUCAGCACACCGCCAGCUCUGUCCCACCGAGCUAGUCCUCAGCACAGCCCCCACUAUUUUGCUGCCUCAUCACUGAUGCCUUGCAAUGCACUGCCUCCUGGUCGAAGAGCUAGCCCUCCCUCAGGGCUGUGGAGCCCUGCCUACACCUCCCACUAGUCUCAGCCCCCUUCAAGGCCCUGACACUCCUGUGGCUGCAGAGAGGGGCAGCCUGUGGCGUCCAGCCUGGAGCUAGCCCCUGAGGACUGAGCCUGGCAGGCCCACUCUCACUGAAGCCUCUGUUCUCAUACAUAUUUAGUUAGGCUUUGCUCAUUAGCUUAUUCUUAUCUAUCGCAGUUUAUUUUACUUCAGUCUUGCAAAGGCUAUGACUUUCUGACUCAUUCCUUUAUGCCUGGUUAUCAAGGGUUUGUGAUGAUGCUUUAGUUUUCCUAGACUCUCUAAAAUCACUCCCUUCUCAGGACUCUGAGCAGGCAGAGCUCUGUUUAGAAGUUGACUGUAGAAGAUAUUACUGCAUUGGUCUCAGGGAAAGGACUUUUUAAUUACUUUUUCAUUUGUGUGGGAUGUCUUCCCUGUGGAAACGACUUUUCCCCUAAUCCGGCUCCUGCUAGAAGAUGAGGAGUGUGAAUGGCAAGUGUCCUGCGCCUGCCCCGUCGCUGCACAAGAAGCCUCGCGACUGCAGCAGCUGGGCCCCUGAGCCAGCUCAGCCUCACAGAGAUGUGAGACACUGCAGGAACUACCAGCCAGGCUGCUUCUCACCCUACUUGGGGCUACUGUGAAUAGACUGCUGGCCUUUGGGGUUCUUUGUUUCCUAACCUGUGGAAACAUCUCGUGGCUUCAGCCUCAACUCUAUGAGGACAUCCCAGCUCUCUGUCGACAUGGGGACAGUGGAAGCAUCAUUAGGAAAACGUCCUUGUCUGUUCCCUUGGAGAAGCCUCUGUGUCCCGCCCAAGCACAGAGACCCAGUGUUAUUUGUCCCUCCUUUUGUACAACAGCCACACCUCAGCAGAUCUGAGCCUCCGUGUUGCUGCAAAUGGAAGAUGCCUCCCUGCCUUCCAGGCAGCUUCCCAGCAGGUGCAGAGUCCAGCAGGGCCAAUGCAGAGGCUGGGGAGAAGACCAAUGGGAAAAGCCUCCCUCCUUCCCAGCUCCUGCUUCUUCAGCAACUGAGGCCUCCAAUGGUCUGCCCCGGGCACUAGGGCCAGGCCUAGAGGCACACCCCAGGGCCAGUCACACACGGAUGCUGUGUGUGAAGUCUCGUUGGAUUCUGAGUUGCAGUGUGAAUGCACUUCAGUCCUGUGGGGCUGGUCUGUGUGAUUUAUUUUGGUAAAGCUGGAGACAGGAAGAAUUGUGCCUUGCAUAUUACUUGAGCUCAAACUGACGUAUUUCUACUUGGUUUAUUUAAUAAAGCUCAAUAUAAUUUCUUAA